UGCUUUUUCUUUUGGUUUUUCCUUUGGAUUAUAUUCUUCGAAUGGUUUUUAACUCCAACUCGAUGCAUAGAAAUGGGUAAACUGCACUCGAAACAUGCCGCUAUUUGUAAACCGAGGGAGAGCCCAGAAGGCGACAGUUUUGUAGUCAAUGCCUGCUUGGCGAGGAAGGGAAUCGACGACUGGCUCGUGAAGCAGAAAUACUACUGCGCGAGCUCUCGUCUCGAGCAGCGGGGCUGUCACCACAAGAAUAGCUGCGGUUUGACUGCACGGGACUCCAUGGAUGAAGCAUGUGCAGAGGGGAUUGGUGACGAACACUACCGUUUGGAAGUGGCUUUACCCCCAGAGAAGACAGACAGCUGCUGUGUGGAGGAGAAGAUGCAGGAGAGGGACAGCCAAUCUCCCGCAGGGCCACAGAAACAGCUCCAGUUUGAAGAGUUGGAGUGUGCUGUGUCUGUGGAGGAGGAUAACAGGCAGGAGUGGACCUUCACCCUUUACGACUUUGACAACAACGGCAAAGUCACCAGAGAGGAUAUCACCAGCCUGCUCCACACCAUCUAUGAGGUCGUGGACGCCUCCGUCAACCAUUCUCCCAGCAGCAGCAAGACACUGCGGGUCAAGCUCUCUGUGGCUCCUGACUCCAGCCAGCGGUGGAGGAGCUGCACGCAGGGUGCGGCAGAUACAUCCCACCCCAGAGAGAAAAAUGACAAGUGCAUAGAAGACCCCAAGAGUGCAGACAAGAAGACUCGAGCACUGCUAAGGCGCCACCACAGUGACCACCACACCCAGCCGGGCUGCCAGCGCCACUGUGUGGAUGAGAACCUGGAACGCAGGAACCACUACUUGGACCUGGCAGGCAUCGAAAACUACACAUCCCGCUUCGGAGCCGCCCCCACCACAGAGCCCACGAAGGCCGAGCCUCAGACCAGGUCUUCCAACCAGACUCGUUCUCGCUCCCAUGAACCAGAAAAUGGCCACUCCCAUUCCCACCACCGCCGCUUGCAGACUGCUGUGGACACUGUUGCUACGGACAGCCUCCACCCCGCCCCCCGCACACGAGGCCAAGACUCAGGGAAACACGCCCUCCGUUCUCCUAAGACCCACAGCCGCACACCUCCUGCACAGAUCAACGGCAGAGUGAUGAGAAGCCGAGGUGUCCCUCCUCCCCCAGCGCUACCCAGCCAGACCCCCCCUCACCAGUCCACGGCCCCCUACCGCAAGCACAAGCAGCGGUCCAAGGAGAGCCAGGGUUACAGGGCCUUAGGUUCUCUGGCAGCUCCAGGACCAGUAGUAGAGAAAGAGCACGUGAGGGACCUGCCCAGCGUGCUGCUGUAUGAAGGCGGGCUGGCACAAGUGGUGCAGCGGCACGAGCAUCACCACCACCAUGAACACCAUCACCACUACCACCACUUUUACCAGUCCUGAAUUUCCGCUUUGCCUGAGACAGUACAGCACUCCUGCAGCCCCACAAAACCCAGCCAGGCCAGCGGACACUGUGAGCACAGUGAGCAGUCAAACGCCGGGGAACCUUACAUUGUGCAGCACUGCAGUGGCUUUGUAGUGGACAAAGGACAUGGGUGGGAGAGGAGGAUCAUGGGAGGGGUGUCCCAGUGCUGGGAGGUUAUUAAUCAGUGUUAUAAAGUGUUUGGUCAGACAUACAAAAGCUCGGGUAUGCAGCAGGACAGUGAAUCAGGACCGUAGUCCGGCCAGGACUGAGGAUCACAGCUGGGGCUAGAGAAGACGCACAUAGGAGCAAUUUAACAAACAACCCAGAAGUUCCUCUCCCCUUAGACCCUGUGAUCCUCUACCUGAUGAACUCUACGGCUCCAAACCAGCACCACAACCUUUCCAGACCACUAAGCCAAAAGGUUUUUGAGGAAAAGGAGGGACGAGAGGAAGAAAGACUGUGAUGUAAAGAUGAAAAUAUAUGAAGGAGUAUUGGUGAUGGGAGAGCAGGGCAUAGCGUGUGAAUGUGUGUGUGUGUAAAACAGUGUGUGAAUGCGUGGGCGUAGCAAGAGUGCGUGAGUGUGUGUGAGUGUCACGACACUGGUGUCUGUUGAAAACCACUUUUAAGUGCGCUCAUGGGUGCGUGAGUAUUUAAAGCAGGCUGUCUGGCAGGUUUUUGAAGAUGAAAAAGAAGAUUCUGAUUCAAGCACGCAAUACCCCGUAAGCAAAAAUGGGAAGGAAGAAGCUGAAACAUGAGAAAGUAAAAAAAAAAAAAAUAAGAACAGAGAUCCCAAAUCCGCUGCUACCUCUAAUUUUAUCCUAAUUGUUGUUGUAAUGGUGACUUUGACUAAGCAUUCAGAGGUUAUUUUCAAAUUACUUCGAAACUUUUUUGAAGGAAAUCGUCUCAAAAUCUACAGUACUGAAGUCUCGAAAAGCUCCUUACUUUUAUGAACUAACAUUUACUGUACAUAAGGUAUAUAUUGUUAUCGAUUUUCUAAGCUUUAUUGAUAAUGUGAUAUCUUUGUAUUCCCUAUCUGAAAUUUUUAUGUUCGCUUUCUUUCACACCUGCAUUUUAUAAGACCACUAGGAGCCUCAUUUUGACUAGAAAAUGUCUCACCAUGAGAUUAGACCUAACUGUCAUCUAGUAUUAAUGGCCGAAUGAUUAAAAUCCCAACUCUCAACAGUUCUGUUCAGUAGCUCCACCUCACACCACAUACAUAAAACAAACAUACAAGUCUAUGUGCGUGAGUCCUACACGUUGAAACAAACAAACAAGGAAUUAUACAUAUAUAAAAGCACAUGGGUUAGGUUUAGCGGAUGUAAACUAAGCUGUAACUGAAUGGCCUCCAUGCUGUUCAUGUAGACUGCUGUGUACUAGUGUGUGGGUUCUGCAUCUAGAUAAAUGAGAAAAAUAACAAAUGAAUCUUUGCAGCUUAUAUAAAGUUCCAGUGCAGUUACUGCCCUAAAAUAGAUCUGUUGUAAAGCGCUUGUCAUGUUCCUGGAAGUCAGACAGUGUUUGUAACAAAAGCUCUCUCUCUCUUUUUUAUUUGAAUGUCCAUAAUGUCAGCUGUUAAAUCACAUGCUCUCAGUCCCAUGAUACACUUGAAAGCCAAACUACAGAUGGUGUGAUCUUAACAUCAGUGCUUUUGGCAUAUCUGCAUAAACUGAGCCGCUGUUAUAUCCAGCCAGUUAGAGGGUGGUGUAUUCAUUCAUCAGUAUGGAGUUUUACCUUUAAGGAGUUUUUUUUUGCUGAGCAUGCAUGUAAUUUUUCACCAGCGCCCUGCUUCAAAUCUACUGGUUUACUUUUUGGACUUCCGUGCUAGCGCUAUCCCUAACUCGUAGCAGCUCUUGUCCAGCCCUCGGCCUGGCUCAGGGUCACGCGGCUGCUCCCUCUGUUUCCAUGGCAUCUUCCUGUCCCCCAGCUGUCAGCAGGUCUUUCACCGUGCCGCCAUGUGGCCUCAAAGCUCAGCCAACAAGGCUCUGUUUGUGGUGUGGCAGGGCGAUGGCUCUUUCAGCUGUCCCAUUCCUCUGGUGCUGGAUAACACUGGGCCUGGCCCACAGUCUCCAGUCCGCCCAUAACUCACCACUGCUGCUCACCUGACAGCACCAGCCACUGUCUGUUCAUCCCAUCCUGUUCGAUCGGUGCUGCCAUAAGCAUGCAGAUGUUUAUGCCGCUGACGUGCGAGGCGUUGAACAGCAGAAGGGUGUCGAUCAGCUUGUUGGUUUUUGGUGAGCACACAUUCCCUUUUUGGCACUCCCCAGCAUCACAUUUAUAUAUGACCUGCCAUUAUGCAUACACAGUCUUUUGUUGGGGUGUAACUGCAGCCUCAUCUAUACAGAGAAAAUGCUAAAAGGAGAGUGCUCAAACAAUAUCCACCAUGCGUGUGCAUGUGUCUGUGAUGAGCAGGAAUGCAGCGUAUGCCAGUCUGCGGUGUCCUCUCACAGCUGCAGGCCAUCCUUUAGCAGGCACCAGUCAGGCGGGUCAUCUCACGGGAGCCGGUGUUGGAAACACCGUCAUUCCCUCUAGGGGGGGAAUCACAGCUGCGCUCCAUACCUCAGCUUCCUCACCUCAUGCUGCUUUUCCUGGACAACAGGUCCUUGCUGCUGGAGCCCUCAUAACACUGUAACUCCUUUGUCAAUGGCUUCCCCUCACGCGAAACAGUGUUGAUAACAGCGUGACGCUCCAAGUAUAAGUAGUGUGGAAAUGUUGGUGUGGUUGUGUGAACGGACAGCGUGGAGGCGACGGUUCAUCCUGCAGGGUGGUCCGAUUGGACACGGUGAGCGAGACUCUGAAGGAAUUUGGGUGAAAAGGCUCGGUCAGACCCACAGCCAGGUUCAAUUUUUAAACUUCUUUUACCCGGAGAGAGUUUCACUGAACAAACUGAAUUUCCUUUUUUUUCAAUGCCCCGCUACACAUUCAUACCUGAGCUCACACUGGAAAGCUGUUGAAAACACACUUUCAUACUAUUGACUUCAAAGCUGCAUCGCUGGAGCAACUGGGGGUGAUUUGCCUUGCUUAAGAGUGCCUCAACAGUGUUUGUUGAGAGUUGGGAAAGAAGUUUUUUUUUAUCAGUUUUGUCACACAGACUUUACCAGAUGCUCUGGGAAAUAAACUUAAAAUACUAAUGUUAAGGUCUUCAGUUAUCCAUGAAAAUCUACCAGACUUUCUUUUCUCCCAUUCAUUUUAUAUUUUUUAUUUGAAAUCAUGAAUGCCUAUUUUCAGAAAACAACAAAGUUCAAAUCAUGCCACUGAAACUUCUACAUCCACCAUCUUGUGUUGUAUAGAAUGUUCAGUAUUCACAGCCAGUCUGACGUGUUAGCACAGUAUGUAUCACACCACUAAUUUGCUUUGUUAUAUCCGCGUAUCGACAUUUUGAAAAACCUGAUGUAUAUAGUGGACUGCAGAAAGGAUAAACCAGCAUCAUGUAGAAAGAAUAUACGGCUUAUUUAUAAUGAAAUAACUGUCAAGCUAUCUCCCUUGCCUACUGUCAGCUAGUCCUCCAAUAUCCACCCGCCAGUCCCACUUAGCAGAGGGAGGAAUAAUUAUCUGUCUUUAACACAAGCUGUUUGUGUCCCUCCACACUCAGACACACUUCCACUUGGUGUUUGUUGUAAAAGAACGUUGUUUAGCACUAGCUGUUUUUUCCUCUCCCUCCUAAUGUUUUUUCAUGACUUUGUUUAGUUUAUAUAGAUUGUAUUUGAUUAAUUGCUUUAUUUAUUUGAUAGCAGAUCUGUGCCAAGGGAAAAUACCCUUUUAUUAAAGUAUGA
Messenger RNA from Chelmon rostratus (copperband butterflyfish), 5211 nucleotides. It is a transcript of the gene nkd1, whose product is annotated as NKD inhibitor of WNT signaling pathway 1. Gene Ontology annotation, molecular function: calcium ion binding. Gene Ontology annotation, cellular component: cytoplasm. Bases 73 to 1422 code for a protein of 449 amino acids. The transcript is spliced from 10 exons. Lineage: Eukaryota; Metazoa; Chordata; Actinopteri; Chaetodontiformes; Chaetodontidae. Gene Ontology annotation, biological process: negative regulation of Wnt signaling pathway. The record is from RefSeq and is a predicted model, not a curated record.